UUGAGCUUGUGAAGUUCCUGGAUCACGACAACUGGUCUCACAACUUUUCUGCCCCAAAUAUCCGGAAGUGCUUAAAACCCCGUCUUCUUUUGUUUGCUUUAUUAACGAUUACAUACAAGCUAGCGUAGGAUAAUGUUCCUGCAAGAGCCACAGCCUUACCAUUACGCUGCGAUCCGGAGAACGCUUUCUACAGUACUCGCCCUCGCAUUGUUAUGUGUAGAGUUCUUGCCUGCAGUCUGCUCUCCUCGGCCACAUAUCAUCUUCAUUUUGGCGGACGACAUGGGCUGGAAUGACGUCAGCUUCCAUGGAUCAAACCAAAUUCCAACGCCCAACCUCGACGUUCUUGCUUCAGAGGGCAUUAUUCUUGACAACUAUUACACCAUGCAACUGUGCACACCUUCAAGGUCUGCGCUGCUUUCUGGAUUGUACCCAAUCAGGACUGGAAUGCAAUCGGGCAUCAUCGGAAACUCGGAGCCGUGGGGACUUCCACUCAAUUUGAAGCUUAUCCCUGAACAUUUCAAAGACUUGGGCUACACAGUGCAUAUGAUCGGUAAAUGGCACGUUGGUUUCUUUAAAACCGACUAUACGCCUUUGAGACGUGGAUUUGACAGUUUCUACGGUUAUUACACCGGUAAAGCGGACUACUACGACCAUACGUCUGGCCUCGACCACGUCGGUCUCGACCUGAGGGACAACGAGGCACCGGACUGGGGAGAAAACGGGACUUACAUUACUCACUUGUUCACUGAGAAGUUUAUUUCACUAAUUGAGAAACACGACAAAUCUAAGCCAUUCUUUGGAUACUUAUGCCACAUGGCCCCACACGUAGGCCGAAAUCAGGAUCCUUUUCAAGCGCCGGAAGAGAAUGUGAGACAAUUUUCUUACAUAGGUGACAAAGACAGGAGCCGCUACGCAGGCAUGGUACAGGCAUUGGACGAGUCGGUGGGGGUCGUGGUGGACGCCCUCUAUAGGGCCGGCAUGCUGAAUGACACCAUCAUUGUGUUCAGCUCGGACAACGGUGCAGCUCUCUCUGGCGAAGACUUAAACGGCGGCAGCAGCUGGCCACUCCGUGGAUACAAAACCACUCUCUGGGAAGGCGGGAUACGCGCCCCGGCAUUUAUCUGGAGCACGCGACUCAGGAAGCGGCGUCGGGCUUCUCGUCAAAUGAUGCACAUCGUCGACUGGUUGCCCACGCUCUACUCUGCUGCCGGUGGAAGCGUCUCGCGCCUGGGCCCAACGGAUGGCGUCGACAUGUGGCAUGCGCUGUCGGAAGCCACCGCCUGGCCACGCCAGGAGAUACUGCACAACAUCGACCCGCAGACUGCUGCCAUGGCGCUGAGAGUGGGCAGCUACAAGCUAUUGGUUCAGACUCCCAGAAACAACAGCAAGGACAACCGCAACCCGGCAAAAGGCGCGGAUCGACCACUGGACGACUUGGUGCGGCUACGCGCUGGUUCAAGGGCUGCAAAGGUGUUAAGGCCACUUUACGGUCCCCUCCGCCACGAAACUGACAGGAACUGGACGCGGGAGGCGACAGUGUACUGCGGGCCUGCUGCCGGCGUGACACCACCGGGGAAAUCUCCCUACCUGUUCGACAUUGAGCGGGACCCCUGCGAGACUCGCAACCUGGCCGCAUCACACAAAAGGGUGCUGCGCUCUCUCUACAAGAAGCUGAGCGCCUACAUGCAGCAAAUGGUACCUCCACGGACACAACCGGUGGACCCACGUUCGUAUCCGGAGAACUUCGGCGGUGUCUGGUCUCCCUGGCUUGAUUAGAAACUCGGUCAACUAUGCGCAACGUUUCGAGAUUUCCCACGCGACGACAUACCCGGGAGAUGCGUAGCGUGACACGUGCUUUUUUUUUUACAAUAACCUGCUAUACUCAUGAAAUACCGCCGCCCGCACCAGGAACGAAGACUAGUCAAGGCGAGAACACUGGCGAUAUGUUCAAACACCAGACGUAGCUCCAACACCAGCUCAACCAGACGUACGCGUUCCAAUGCGUCCGCACGCGCCGCACCACGCCUGGGCGCGUACGGCGUCAGGCGCGGAGGCUGUUUCGCGUGUCGGCGCGCGGCGGCGUGGAGACCUACAACCGCUAGGAUUUUUGCGCCCGCGCCGGAAGCUGCCGCUCGCGUCAGUAGCAUGACGCACCUCACAUGACCACGGCAAGCCAACGUCACUUCCGGAACGACUCUUUGGGCAACGUUCAGGCAAGCCCGGGUGGGGUGGCUAGAAUGGGAGGUGUCAGCAUCGGCUGGGCUGCGCCGCGUAUGGCGGUGCGGCAUUUUUUCAUGACAGCGACAGGUGGCGCACUCGUCGUCUCCGAGAUGCCUAGCGUGAUGUGUUUGAGCAAACUCUCGGGCUCCAAGCGCGCGUCGUGAAGUCUGUGGUUGAGUUAGCUUCGCCUUCCCCGCUUUUGUUUGCUCGUCAUAAGGAGUUCUGAGUAGCCUUCUUGACCCACACCACCGGAAACAUUUGGUCGGUAUGCAAAGUAAACUGGAUGAUCUCCUGGAUGUGGGCCACCUAAAUGAAGUUCACGAAAUGGUAAAGGAUUGUGAUGCGAUGCCAGAUCAUCGCGAAAUGGUGAGAUUAAAUAGCGACUCUCGCAUACCCUACUACGUUAGCGGGUAUGUUAGCAGGAAAAUGCUAAUGAGAACAAAGUGCGAAGAGUGUUCUCCAGCUGUUGCUUCAAGCGAAAGACUCGCGCCUGCUUCCGGAAGAGUCGUGCCUUACCAACCACAUGGAUAGAGGUGGCUUUACCCAUCUCAAGCACUAAAAGACUUGGUUGCUGCGAUGGAAGAUGCCUUCACGCAUUGUUUCAGCUUGAACAAGUUGAAAGCUGACAGCAUCAUGGGCCUUAUUUUCUGCCAGUCAAUAAAUAAGCUGGAUGUGGUUGGCUCUGCGCAGCAUAGCGUAGAAAUCACCAACCAAGUUAUACGGCUUUUUGUCAUCACGAGGUUGCACGUCCUUGUCGCAGGAGAGAACGCAUCGAAGCAAGGGAAGCGAGAAAAAAUGAAGUACCUCAAGUUAAGGCGCACAACAUAACUGCAUAAUUGCAAAGUUUAUAUCAGCAAGACCAACAUAAAGCGUUUAUAAUGUAAAACAUGAAUUGUUCCCAUCACAUUGUAUGCACAGAAAUAUCUGCAUAUCUGAACAGAAUUUCCCACCCGACAAAUUAUUGUUUGCACUGCACCUCGUUCACCGUUUCUGGGUAUAUAACUCCAUUAUAUAUUGGAUUUGCGCUCCAUUUCGUGUCAUAUUGUUUGUUUGAGAGCUAACAACCAUGUAUAUAGAGUCGUAUGUAUUAUCUUAUUAACAGUAAAUAUUCUUUUGUUUUUGUAAGGCAUUUUUGGCGUUAUCUGAGGGGUACUGAAUAGGCGAACUUAGUUUUUGCAGGUUUCUAAUAUUGGAAACCAAAUUUCAUUUAGCGCUCUCACCAUGCUGAGUUUUGACCAUUGGUGCCUACAGUUCUACCUUUCACUGCAAAAAUUUAAAAAAACUUGAAAAAAUCAUGUUUCACUCGAGCGGCCCGUUUCAACUGAUGAGGCGCGCACCAACUAGUAGACGAUUAGGACAAGCGCCUGUAGCUCAAGACACUAAUAAAGUCAUGUCAAACAAAACUUCAUAGGGCACCCCAUAAUAGUCCCUUGAAUUGUAAAAGCGGCACUGGCAAACUGCAAACAACCGCCUACUGCGGAAGCUUUCUCUGUUUGAUGCAAUUAUGAGUUUCACAAGUGUUGCAAUGAGCGCGAAGCUACAGCGCGGCGAUAAAAUGACGAACAUUUAGUACAUAGUACGUUAGGCCAGCUGCAGUGAUAAAGCCGCCUAGCCUUUAAGAUGACUUUCCGAUGCGCGUUUUGCGCCCCAACAAGCCGCGGAGCGAGAAAGCACUUCACAGCGGAACCAAAUAACCGCAGCGUACGGGAGGCAUCUCGGAGCCGACAGCAGCGCCGCCGCAUCGUCCUGAAAAAUGCUGCCUCUCCGGCACUCCGAUGCCGACACCUCCAUAGAGUUUCCUACAAGAAUAAAUUUUUUGUAGGAAACUCUAUGGACACCUCCCCCUCUAGCCACCAUAGCCCGGGCCAUAGAGUUUCCUACAAAUAUUGUAGGAAACUCUAUGGCCCGGGCAAGCUGCUUCAGUACCUGGUGAUGCUAUGCCGAUGCUGCUGCAGGUUUCGCCGGGCUCACAAUACUCAUAUUAGGUCACAGUUGAGCUGAAUGACCCACAAUGAAUCGUAAAAUACGUUUCUGAAAUAUAAAAACAAAUUUUAAGCUAAAAUUAUAGUGUUUUCUUGCAAUAUGUAACACAUUGCUUGACGUGGCCGUUAAGCGAAGGCUAGGCUGCCUUGAACAUCGCAAGCUAGCAACACUGCGCCGCCGCAACGAGACGCGCGGCUACGCGCGGCAACUCGUGCAUCGUUUGGGUGCGCGCCCUCUUCCUCCGUCGGGCGCGACGCGACGUCGAGUCAGCGCGGCGUGUGCGGACGCAUUGGAACGCGUACGUCUGGUUGAGCCUUAAUGUUGCACGUGUGCUGACGUGUUCCUUCAGCCAUCUGUGACACUGUCUCUUCCACGUGGUUCGCGCUGCAUUUCAGAGGUAUGCAACACCGACUCACCUUCCAUUCUGUGUGCCUGAGUAUUUCAGUUCAUGACAAACGUUUAUAUUUCUUCGCAAUAAAGCUGUCCCCUCUGCAUAUUUAUUUA
This is a messenger RNA of Dermacentor albipictus, 4707 nucleotides long. Its product is annotated as arylsulfatase B-like. The record is from RefSeq and is a predicted model, not a curated record. Lineage: Eukaryota; Metazoa; Arthropoda; Arachnida; Ixodida; Ixodidae.